GGAGCUGAAUAAGGUCACUUAGAAGAGCAGCAAGGACCAGGAGAGUUGAUGAGCAACAUGCGCCUCCUUUUAAUCUUUGUGUUGACUUUUACACUUUCUACACAGACGGAUAACAAGGAUAAUGCUGAUGUAGAGUCUAUGGAUAAUGAUAACAAGAAGAAUAAUGACACAGAGACUAAUAAAGGCGGUGAAGACAAAAUGGGAAAAAUUAUGGAUAUGCUUGGUAGUGAAGGUUUAGAAGCAUUAAUGAUGCAUUUGAAGGAGGAAGAAAUAGAGAUAUUAAUGAACUGCAUGGACAAGCCGGGUAUAUCAGAGGAACUCAUGGGUGUAAUACCUUCUGUGUUAAAUGCUACUAAAGGAAUUAAUAAUGGAACAACGAUGUGUGCAUUGAUUAGAGAAUUUGCCCCAGAGGGUCCUAUGGCUCAAAUACUAAAGGGAUUGAGUGAUGAAGAUAUAAUAAAAAUGAUGAAUUGUUUGAAUGAAGAUGAAAUGAAAAUGUUACUGAAUAUGGGUAAAGGUCCUAAUGGGGGGGAUUUAAUUCAACAAGGACUAAAACUAUUACCUACUAUCAGGAAAUGUGGGCUGGGAAAACUAAUAGGUGGUGGUGGAGCAGGUGGACUUAUGAAUAUGCUUGGAAGCUUUCUUGGUGAUGGUGGUGGAUUGUUUAAAAGUGGUGGUGGUGGAGGAGGAGGAGGUGGACUUCUCAGUAUGCUUGGAGGUGGUGGUGGUGGAGCAGGUGGACUUAUGAAUAUGCUUGGAGGUGGUGGUGGUGGAGCAGGUGGACUUAUGAAUAUGCUUGGAGUAAGUCAACAUGUAUCUAAUACCUCUCAUUUGCAUUACAUUUUCUGUUACUUCUUGUGUACAAAACCACAACCAUCCUCUUGAGAUUCAACUCUCUGC
This is a messenger RNA of Crotalus tigris (Tiger rattlesnake), 900 nucleotides long. Its product is annotated as signal recognition particle 54 kDa protein-like. The transcript is spliced from 18 exons. The record is from RefSeq and is a predicted model, not a curated record. NCBI's taxonomy places the organism in Eukaryota, Metazoa, Chordata, Lepidosauria, Squamata, Viperidae. Bases 49 to 885 code for a protein of 278 amino acids.